Messenger RNA from Exophiala spinifera, 1014 nucleotides. RefSeq lists its product as uncharacterized. The record is from RefSeq and is a predicted model, not a curated record. The transcript is spliced from 4 exons. The coding region runs from base 1 to 1014 and encodes 337 amino acids. Gene Ontology annotation, biological process: mitochondrial transmembrane transport; monoatomic ion transport. Gene Ontology annotation, molecular function: monoatomic ion transmembrane transporter activity. NCBI's taxonomy places the organism in Eukaryota, Fungi, Ascomycota, Eurotiomycetes, Chaetothyriales, Herpotrichiellaceae. Gene Ontology annotation, cellular component: mitochondrial inner membrane.
AUGUCGGCCUCAUUGCCUGGAAAUCGCGACCUACCCGCGUCUCAAUAUGACCUCUCCACGUAUUGGGGUCGAGUCAAACAAUCGGCGCAGAUAGCUGAUCCUAGGACACUGUUCGUCUCCUCGUCGGGCCUCGAACAAGCCAAGCGACUGGUCACGUCCUACAAAACCGGCGAAGCGAAGACGAUGACGCCUGAGAUAUGGAAUGCAAAGAAGAUUGUGGAUUCCACACUCCAUCCAGAUACGGGGGAGCCGGUGUUUCUCCCGUUUCGAAUGUCUUGCUUCGUCAUCUCGAACUUGGUGGUGACGGCCGGUAUGCUGACGCCAAACAUGACCACAGCCGGGACCGUGGCGUGGCAGGUCAUCAAUCAAUCUCUCAACGUGGCAAUCAACAGCGCCAACGCCAACAAAUCGUCACCGCUCUCGACGAAGACGCUGGUCCAAAGCUAUCUCCUGGCUGUGUCUGCCUCCUGCUCUGUGGCGGUCGGGCUCAACUCAAUCGUCCCUCGACUGAAGCGAGUAUCUCCGAACACGAGGCUCAUCCUCGGCCGACUCGUGCCUUUCGCAGCUGUCGCCUCGGCCGGUGCUCUGAAUGUGUUCCUCAUGCGAGGCGAGGAGAUUCGCCGUGGCAUUGACAUCUUCCCCGUGCAGUCAGACGCAGAGAAGGCGGAGCGGGAGAAGACAGGGAAAGAAGUUGCCAGCUUGGGAAAGUCUCGAAAAGCAGCAACGCUUGCGGUGGGCGAGACUGCCAUCUCCCGUGUACUCAACGCUACGCCGAUCAUGGUCAUUCCGCCACUUGUUCUCGUACGGUUGCAAAAGACAGAGUGGAUGAAACAACGGCCGAGAAUGGUCCUCCCGGUGAACCUGGGUCUGAUUCUUACGACGAGCAUCUUUGCUCUGCCGCUCGCGUUGGCAGCGUUCCCUCAGCGACAAGCGGUGAGUGCCAAAAGUCUCGAGAAGGAGUUUUGGGACAAAGGAGGCGUAGAUGGAAUGGUCGAGUUCAACAGGGGCAUCUGA